Molecule: messenger RNA, 452 nt
Organism: Paramecium sonneborni
Lineage: Eukaryota; Ciliophora; Oligohymenophorea; Peniculida; Parameciidae
Source: the annotation of a GenBank genome assembly
AUGGGAUAAAAUAAGGCUUUUGGACAAUAUAUUUUGAAAAUAAUAUUAUGUAAACAAGUUAUUAUUAUUGUAAAGUGGUGGUGGAGAGUAUUUUAAGGAUGGUUGUAAGAGAGGAAGAUGGACUGAAUUACAUGAUAAUUUUGAUAGGUUUUAUACUAUAUUUUACAAUAUAAUUCAAGCAAUACUAAAGUUAUAAUAACUGGUAAUUACUAAGAUAAUCGAAAAAAUGGAAGAUGGAAUUUUUUUCAUGGAUCAAAAAUUAUGUAUUAAAAAAUUAUGAUUUCUAAAGAGGAGGAGGAUUUUAUGAUGAGGAUGGAUAUAAACAUGGAUAAUGGGUAGAAUUGGAUGAAGAUUUCAACUAAAGUUUGGUUGAUCCAUGUAAAUUAACAUUUUUUGGAGAAUAUGAUCGAGGCGUAAAAAAGGGGAAAUUUAUACAAAAUGAAAUUGAUUGA